Molecule: messenger RNA, 1428 nt
Organism: Ziziphus jujuba (common jujube)
Lineage: Eukaryota; Viridiplantae; Streptophyta; Magnoliopsida; Rosales; Rhamnaceae
Exons: 2
Coding region: 305-1135 (276 amino acids)
Source: RefSeq, a predicted model, not a curated record
AACAGAAUCACAACAACCAAAAAAAUAAAAAUAAUUCAAACCACCUCAAGACCUUCCUCACCAUUUUCUUCGCCACAUUUCUCUCUUUUCCAUUAACAUUUCCACUUUUAUUUUUUUCCUCUCUCUUUUUCUUCCUGAACCUUGUUUAACCCCUAUAUUUCUCUCUCUCUCUCUCUCUCUCUCUCUCUCUGUAUUUCUCUUUUCUACGCAUUCUUUUGGUUCUCUGGGCUAUAACCGUCGUCUCUACCACCACCACCAAUUUUACCACAAGGCAACGGGACGACGUCGUAAAACGGAAAAAAAAAUGCCGCGCCGUCUCUUUGCCUGCUUCGGAAAAUCAUCAGGUGGCAGCCCGACAGCCACUUCCGUCCCCGCUUCCUCCGUCAAUACGACGGCAGACUUGUCGUCUGAGGAGCAGCGUCGAGGCGGUGCGGUUCUUGUGGAGCUGUUCUCGUCUCAGGGAUGCGCCACGUCACCGGAAGCGGAGCUGCUGUUGUCGAGGCUUGGGAGAGGGGACUUCAACGGGUCGGAUCUGCCUCCUGUGGUGGUGUUGGCGCAUCACGUGGACUACUGGGAUUAUAUGGGCUGGAAAGACCCGUUUGGGUCGAGCCAGUCCACCGUGAGACAAAAGGCCUACGUUGAGGCUUUGAGGCUGGAUACCAUGUUUACACCCCAGGUUGUGGUCCAGGGUAUGGCCCAGUGUAUUGGUAACGAUGAGAAUGCUCUGCUUCACACCAUCAGGGAUGCCCCUCGAUUCCCUGCUCCUACGAUGCAGGCAACUUUCAAAAGACCAACAUCGGACUCGUUGGAAGUGUCAUUAACGGGAGCGUUGAGGACGAAGGUGGACAGCCAUGGUGCAAAUGUGAUGGUUGCUUUAUAUGAGAACGGCUUGGUGACCGACUGUCCCAAGGGAGAGAACAGAGGGCGUGUCUUAUCCAAUGACUUUGUUGUUCGGAAACUCGAAAAGCUCUGCGCUGUCAAAGAUAUUUCUGCCAAGAAGACUGUUUCGGGCACUGUAAAUUUCCCUCUUUGGGACACCUUCAAUCCCACCAAAUGCAGUGUUGCUGUCUUUGUUCAAAGCUCUUCUCAUCAGAUUUUCGGUUCGCAGAACUUUCAGUUGCCGGAUAACAUAUGAGAAUUGAUGUUGUUGCGCUUACAUAUAUAGCCUCUUCAUUGCUUUAACUAAAUAUAUUCGGCCACCAUUUUAGGCCAUUUAUGUACAUAAUGUGUUCUUUUUUUAGGCUACUGGUUUUUUUUUCUAUUCUUUGCUUUUCUUUUCAUUAUUUUUAUUUUAUUUUUCAUUAUUUGGUGGUUGUCUGGUUUAAAAUAUCUAGGAGGAGGAGACGAAUUUGCACGCUUGGUGUUAUAUGAAUUUUUCAAUUGUUGCUCUGAAGAAUCAUUUUAUACGUGUGGGAAGGUUUAUUGCUA